CGUUGACCAAUCGUAGAACGCUAAACCUGUUUCUUUACCCGGAAGAAACUGUAGCUGUUACUGAAGACCAAAGAUGUUUGAACUAGUAGGCAUGUCUUCUGAUGACUAUUCAGUUGAAAGUAUUGGACAGCUUCCUCCAGACUUGUUUGCAGAAUCAGAGCUUUAGCAAUGAACCACAAACGCGUUUUAGACCCAUCUUAGAGUUAACUGACCUAAACUAAUUAAACAGUGUGUGCAUGUUCAGGAAAAUAACACCUGUGCCAACAGGUUAUGAUGCACCUGCAAGGGCAGAUCCCUGGUGUAGACACAGCUGAGCUCUGUGAGAGAUUUCAAAAAGCUGGUGUCCAACUAAACUUGGAGGCUGUUGAGAAGAUAGUAAACAUCGUUUUGUUUCUUUUCAGAACAGCAACAAAAAGCAAUUGGACUGCAGGGCAACUAGUCACCAAGUUGGCUGAAGGGAGCAGCAAAUGGUCAAAGCCAGCUUUGCAGGUUAUUCAGCAAAUCUGGAAUGAACAGGGCAAACUCCUCCAAUCACAGGAGGAUCCCAGCCGCAUGAUAACAGUUGGACAGCUGGUAGAUUUCCAAUGGAAGCUGGCCAUGGCAAUUAGUUCUGACACCUGUAGGUCUCUGAACUAUCCUUACAUCUCCAUGACAUUAAAAGUGGCCAAUUCCUCUGGGCAGAUAACCAGCAAAUCCUUUGAAAUGACUAUCCCUCAAUUUCAGAAUUUCUUCAGACAGUUCAAGGAAAUGGCAGCUGUUCUAGAAACAGUUUAAUGGUGGUGGAUUUUGCUUCGAGAGAUGCAGUUGGGUCUACUGGGUCUUAUUCAUGAAACAUCAACUCAAGUUGGGAGGAAAAAGGACUGCGUAGUAACCUGUGUCGGCUGUCUCUAAACAAUGUAAAAUAAGAAAAUAUGAAUAGAGAUGUGGUCUCACAACCCCCCCCCCCACAGUUCCAAACAUGUGAUAAUACUUUCUGAAGUAGAUGAAGGCUGUACCACGUGGUAGUGGACCUUGACUUUCGUUUGCGUCCUUGCCUUUGGAUCAGAUGCAUAACUCCAGCAUGCUCCACUACCAUGCUGUAGAGCUGUGUAUUAGCCUACAUAUUGUUCCCAGUUUCUGAAAGUUUCUAUUAAGGAGCAUGCAGCAACAUGGUGAUCAGCAGAUUUCUAACCAGUUCAACUGGUGGGUGGUGAAACUACUGUAACAGACCUUGAAUGUCUCCUGUAUAACCCACUGCUAAAGAUAGAACAGAGAAUGCAAUUCCUCUCACAGUGAUGUAGUGGCAGCCAAGCUUUAUGAAGAAAUUUUUUGUCCCAAUGGUUUAAAUACCUAUGGGAAUGUUAACAAACUUAAACAUAUGAACACAUUUUAUGAAAUAUUGAUUACUUCAUAAAUACAUACAUAUAUAAUAGUGAUGAUCACACUGCUGAAGACAUCACAGUCUGUGUGAUCAAUCAGUGCUAUGGAACAAAUGUUGCUCGGAAACAAAAGGAACGAGAGUUUAUCUUCAAACUGGGAACGUUGGAACCUCUGGGAAUGAACAUUCUAUUCUAAUAAUCAUGACACCAUCCACAGAAUGUUUGUAUAAUUACAAUUCUUGAAUAACAACAAGUUUACUGCACUGUGUUUGUUUUUCUUUUUAAACAGCUGAAGAAGGGCUUUUGCCCGAAACAUCCUGAAAAUAAAAUAUAUAUUUUUUAAUCUUUUCAACCUUUUGUAUAUAUAUAUAGGCAUAUGAAAGAAAAGGUUUUUAAUUUAUUUUUUUCUUUUCUUUUAAAUAGUGUUUUUCAGUGCUGUACAGACAUUCUAUGUCGUUAUCCAUUUAGUUUCUCUUGAAUUACGAAUGUACCAGCUUUUUUUAAUGUAUUCUCAUUUUGUUGAUCAUUAAUGAACAUUUCUGUACUGUG
Acipenser ruthenus (sterlet) is the source of this 1907-nucleotide messenger RNA. Its product is annotated as COMM domain-containing protein 6-like. The record is from RefSeq and is a predicted model, not a curated record. Bases 271 to 774 code for a protein of 167 amino acids. The transcript is spliced from 8 exons. Lineage: Eukaryota; Metazoa; Chordata; Actinopteri; Acipenseriformes; Acipenseridae. Gene Ontology annotation, molecular function: NF-kappaB binding.